Paramecium pentaurelia is the source of this 583-nucleotide messenger RNA. The record is from the annotation of a GenBank genome assembly. NCBI's taxonomy places the organism in Eukaryota, Ciliophora, Oligohymenophorea, Peniculida, Parameciidae.
AAUGUUUCAGAUUAAAUCAGAUAAUAGAUUAAACAGAUAUGAAUCGAUUGAAAUUGAACGUCCUAAAACAUCUUUGGAUCAGAAUAGCUUAGAAAGGGAGAAUCGUGAAUUAUAAAUUUAGUUAUAGAAAUUCAAGGAAUUAUAUUAGUAAUAAAAGCAUUAUUUUUAAUGCUAAUAAGAACAAUUUCUUGAUUUAAAAGAGAAAUAUGAGGAAAGUGUAUCUAAGAUAAGCGAAUUGGAAGAUUAAUUGUAUUAAUAAAGUGAAAAUUAAGAGUAAACUUAGCUUUGUGUCUCUUUACUUCAAGAUCUUUAAGGUUUGGAAUAUUUAGUAAAUAAGAUGAAACUGUUAAUACCAAAUAAACAAGCAUUAAAUUUGAUUGGUCAAAUAUAGAAAACAUAUGAAUAAUUAAGAAAUAAAGAAUCAGUUCCUUGUGAACAAUAAAUUUAUCACAAACUAUUAACAGCUCUCGAUAAGAAGUUAAGCGAUAUAAUUAAUAAUGAUAAAGAAAAUUCUAAUAUGAAUAUGAAUAUUCAGGAAUCACAACCAAAACUUAAAACUUACUUGUCUUAAAAAAUGAUGUGA